This is a messenger RNA of Arctia plantaginis, 2145 nucleotides long. The record is from the annotation of a GenBank genome assembly. Lineage: Eukaryota; Metazoa; Arthropoda; Insecta; Lepidoptera; Erebidae.
AUGGUAAAGGGAGCGAACGAGCAGAUGGAACGGUUGAGUGUUCUUGGAAUUGGGGGGUUAGGAUUGCUUAACUCCGGUUUCCCAUGUGGGACAAUGCAUGAUUCUCCCACGGGCCAGGCAGUGGAGCUGGCAGCAUGCGAGUGUACUGCUCGUUCAUGGGCUGGAGAUUCAUCAGUGGUGGUAGCAGAAGUUGGCGACAAAUGCCGGUGUGGAUGUAUUCUACAUCUAGCACCAGCAGCCAGGCUACUAGCAGGUUCUGCGAGAGCUUGUCCGUCUAGAUCAUUCUGGUUGCUCCAAGCUGAAGAAGGCUUGGUGGUUCGUUUGAGAAUGGAAGCUGUGCGGCUCCCAUGCGCUGGCCAAACUCUGAAAGUUAGAGAUGGUGAUUCUUUAGGAUCUCCAUUGCUUGCCUCAUGGGAUGGGCCUGAGAGCGUGCCAAUGAUUGGAGAUGUAGAUACCACGACAGAUUCUAGUGGAGCGAUUGAAAUAUCUGGUGGAAGUCACGUCCUUGUUGAACUCAGUUCUGGAGACACCAGCAACCGCUGUGCUGGAGGUUUCUUGGCACACGCCACGCAAGUUGAACCUAUCCGCAACGCGUCAGCAGCGUGGGCCUCCGUUAGUGGCGGUAACUGGUGGCGUAGUGGUGGAGGUGCCCGUGGUGCUGCAGUGGCGCUUGCAGCCGCAGCAGCGCUGGCAGCGCUGUGCCUUGCGCUGCAUUCAGCGCAUCGCACCAGGGCAUAUCAGCGAGCGGCCGAUAAGGAGUCACUCACCGAUAGUGAUGCGUGUUCAGCGUCUCUAGAGCUUGGUGGAGCAGUAUCGGGAUCUCGAAGUACUCUUUUAUCAGAAGUAGUCGGAGGUGGAGUUGCACUACGACGUCUGUUACCUUCUGGUAAAACUAAGCACACCAGACUCCGGGACUCGGACAGAAAUUCUGAAUAUGCAGAACAAAGAGACGAGGAUGACCCAGGUACUGAUAUUGAAGCUGACGCAGGAGACAAUACAAGUGUAGGAAGCGAAGGUAGUGUAGCUAGCCAAGCUACGAUUACACCAGAAACUGUAUCUUCGAGUAGUGCCCCUGCUGGAAGGAAAAUUAUCAUUCCGUCACCGCUAAAACGUUCUCAUACUGUGUCAGCAACUAACGUCACCCAACCGCAAUCUAACGUAAAGAAGUUAUGCGCAUCACCACCACAGCAGUCGACUAGCGAGUCUGGAGUUGUGGAAAUGAGCACAAGCGUUAGUAGCGUGAGUGAGAGGGAGAGUACUUGUAGCAGUGAGAAAGACAGAGACAGCAUGUGGGAAAAAGACAGGAGUGAGAGUCGAGCAUCUUCAUCUACAUCUGCUGCAACUUUGACUAAUGGUUGGUAUUCUCCCGCUUUGAGCGGCGUCUCAGCAGCCAAGAUCCGUGAUAACCCUAAACACACAAAGGAGUCGUGCAACCGACGUCUGUUGAAGUCAGACCUCAGUCUUACUUCUCAUCCUGAAAUGGAAAUCGACUAUUACGAUUACGAAGUCAAUAAUGCUGGUUCAGUACCUGGUUCCUAUCUGGGAAUGGAUCCAGCGUUCUUGGUUUGGAUACCGCCUUUAGAAGAAGGUGAUAUACUAAAAGAAAUUGAUGAUAACAAAGUCCCUAUCUAUGAGGAAAUACUACCCAAAGGUAUGCAUCCUGAUACUGGAAGUAAUACAGAAUCCCCUGAAGAUAUACCAUCAUCCAGUACGCUCAAGAGAAACGUUGACAAUCGCAAUAAUAGAUCAAAUGAGUCUAUCAAAUCUGUUCGUAAAGUUAUCGAAAAAGGCAAUAUAAUCCAUCCUUUAAAUUUUAGUAUUAGCGAUUUGCAAAAUUCACCCAAAUUGUCCAAAAGAAAUAAGAAAAAGAAAGUUGAAAGCCCUGUAACGAUACAGAUGAAAGAUUUAACACUGACCCGGUCACCGGUUCGAGUUCAUAGAAAGGAAAAUCGUUGCGAUUUCGACACCUCUACACUUAAAAGAGUUACUGACUCUAAAGAAAAAGAUUCUGAUACGUUGAAAAGAACAGAUUUUUCCGACAUUAAAUUUGCUGAUGAGAAUUCUGACUCAUCAAAUGAAAUUAAAUUUGCAGAUGAUUCACCGGAUAGCAAUAGGAUUAUUGAUAAAUAUAAUGUCAAGGUAUAA